GGCCUGUGGUGCAGCUGGCAGGGACGGGAGGGGGAGGGGCAGCAGACAGCGGCGCGCUAGACAUGGCGUAUCCUGGGCACCCCGGCGCCGGCGGAGGCUACUACCAGGGCGGGUAUGGAGCUGCUCCAGGAGGACCAGUAUUCCAUGGACAGACUCAAGAUCCUUUGUAUGGUUAUUUUGCUGCAGUAGCUGGGCAGGAUGGACAAAUAGAUGCUGAUGAGCUGCAGAGAUGUCUGACCCAGUCGGGCAUAGCAGGAGGGUAUAAACUAUUUGGCUGUCUAGGAGAUAUCUGUCUGUUUCAGAUGUUGGCUUUCAACCUAGAGACGUGCAGACUCAUGGUUUCUAUGCUGGAUAGGGAUAUGUCUGGUACAUUGGGAUUCAAUGAAUUUAAAGAGCUCUGGGCUGUGUUGAACGGGUGGAGACAACACUUCAUAAGUUUUGACAGUGACAGAAGUGGUACAGUGGAUCCUCAAGAGCUGCAGAAAGCCUUGACAACUAUGGGAUUUAGGUUGAGCCCACAGGCAGUGACUGCAGUUGCAAAACGAUACAGCACCCAUGGGAAGAUUACAUUUGACGAUUACAUUGCCUGCUGUGUAAAACUCAGAGCUCUCACUGACAGUUUUCGAAGAAGGGAUACAGCCCAGCAGGGUGUUGUGAAUUUCCAGUAUGAUGAUUUCAUACAGUGUGUUAUGAGCAUCUAAUUGAAGAGGAAGGAAGAUGUGGAUGGGCAUGAUUAACAUUCCACUUUGUGUUUUGCUUUGCACCUAAAGUGAUCAUGGCUAUGUAUUGGUAUUUGCAUAUUUUAUAAAGAUACUGCUUUAUAUGUGAUUUUUUUUUAGUUUUGAUAAAUACAGAUGAACAAAAAGGUGUUUUAAAAACGAAAUACCAGCUCUCAUUCUUAAUUUUAUGUUUUUUUAAUUUUGCAUAUACUUGUAAAUCACCUUUUAUGUAUAACUUAAAUGAUUAUGUAAACCUUAAAGCUUUCUGUCCUGUGUUUACUUUCCCCUCUCAUGAGCUACUAAAAACAUUCAUCAGAGUGGAGCUUGUCUUAUUUCCUGUCCUACAUAGUAGCAUGGAGCCAUGGUGGUGUUUUUGUUCCAUGACAAUACUGCAUCGAAGAGUCAACACAAUAGGGUGAUGAUCAUGAUAGAAAGCAAGAUGGAAAAUUGGGAAACUAAGGUUAAUCUGUAACCUGAGUUCUUCACGAUGGACUCGGCCCAUUUU
This is a messenger RNA of Mauremys reevesii (Reeves's turtle), 1224 nucleotides long. It is a transcript of the gene SRI, whose product is annotated as sorcin. The record is from RefSeq and is a predicted model, not a curated record. The coding region runs from base 63 to 701 and encodes 212 amino acids. Gene Ontology annotation, molecular function: calcium ion binding. The transcript is spliced from 9 exons. Lineage: Eukaryota; Metazoa; Chordata; Testudines; Geoemydidae.